AUGUUCCUGGACCCGCGAGCUAUCCGAGGCUACCAGGCCCCAGCGGGCCCGCCGCUUGGAGCCCAGGUUGGCCAGGUCAGCGCGGGGACGGACACAGUGGAGUUGGCGGAGGACCUGGCAGCGUGGAUGGGCGCGAGUGGGCGGACGCGGUGGACGUUGCUCGCGCUGGACAAAUGGGUGCGGCUCCGGUGGGGACGGGGUGGAAUGGGUGGAAUUAGCAUUGGCCAUUAA
This is a messenger RNA of Penicillium canariense, 231 nucleotides long. RefSeq lists its product as uncharacterized. The record is from RefSeq and is a predicted model, not a curated record. NCBI's taxonomy places the organism in Eukaryota, Fungi, Ascomycota, Eurotiomycetes, Eurotiales, Aspergillaceae. The transcript is spliced from 2 exons. The coding region runs from base 1 to 231 and encodes 76 amino acids.